AUGGGCGAGCGACGAAGCAGCAGCACGGCAGACAGACCGGAGAGAAGAACAGCACUUGUCGCUAGAGAGCUCGCACGCUACAACAUUGACAUUGCAGCCCUUAGCGAAACUCGCCUUGCUAAUGAAGGACAGCUGUCCGAGUCAGGUGGUGGCUAUACAUUCUUCUGGAGUGGCCGCAGCAGUGAUGAGCGUCGCGAAUCUGGAGUUGGCUUCGCCAUCAAGAAUCAUCUUGUUUGGAAACUUGCCAGUUCCCCCAAGGGUAUGAAUGACCGGCUCAUGACAAUGCAGCUUCCGCUUCAAAAAGGAAAACAAGCUAUUUUGAUCAGCGCAUAUGUUCCUCCAAUGACCAACCCAGAGGAUGUGAAGGAUAAAUUCUACGAAGAAUCAGAUACUCUGCUAUCGUCAGUGCAGCGCACAGACAAGCUGAUUCUGCUUGGCGAUUUUAACGCAAGAGUCGGAUGUGAUGCCGCAGCCUGGGAAGGAGUCAUCGGGAAAAAUGGAGUGGGAAAGCGUAACAGCAAUGGCCUGUUACUGCUGCAAACUUGUGCAGCCCAUGACCUUCUGAUCAGCAAUACGGUCUUCCGCCUUCCUACCCGUAACAGGACUUCGUGGAUGUAUCCCCGUUCCAAGCACUGGCAUUUGAUCGAUUAUGUCAUCAUCAGGAGAAGGGACAGACAAGAUGUCAGGGUUACAAAAACGAUGUGUGGUGCUGACUGUUGGACGGAUCAUAGGCUCAUAGUAUCCAAAAUGAAGCUCCGUAUCAUGCUGAAGAGACGACCACAAGGCUCGGAAGACCUAGAGAAUGAGCUUGCUGAUCUUCGUAUUGAGGAGGACGCUGAGAAAGACUGGGAGCGAUUCCGCAACACUGUCCAUACAGCUGCAUCGAAGAUAUUGGAGCCCUCCACAUGCAGGCAGCAAGACUGGUUUGACGAAAAUGAUGCAGAAAUCCAGGCCUUACUUUCUGAGAAGCACUGCCUGCAUCAUGCAUAUCAAAACGAUCCAUCCUCAGUGGCAAAGAAGACCGCCUUUAUCAACGCUUGCAGAACACACCUCUAUAAGAGGAAGAGCAAUCGCCAGGUAUGCGACAAUCACCGUGGAAUCUCGCUGCUUUCUACAGCAGGGAAAGUUCUUGCACGGGUUCAGUUGAACCGAUUGAUCACUCACCUGGAGAAGGGUUUACUGCCAGAAUCACAGUGUGGCUUCUACAAGGGACGUGGGACUAUUGACAUGAUCUUCGCUGUGCGUCAGCUACAGGAGAAAUGUCAAGAGCAGAAUCGUGAACUCUACACAACUUUUGUGGACCUCACGAAAGCAUUUGACUCUGUCAGUCACCAGGGCCUGUGGAGGAUCAUGUUGAAAUUUGGCUGUCCAGACAGAUUUAUACGAAUGGUACGUCAAUUUCAUCACGGUAUGAUGGCUCGUGUCCUGGAUGACGGUGAAACAUCUGAGGCCUUCCCAAUCACCAACGGCGUCAAGCAAGGGUGUGUUUUAGUGCCCCCUUUGUUCAGCAUGAUAUUCUCUGCCACUCUGACUGAUGCCGUUCAACACUGCUCUGAAGGAGUAGGCAUGAAGUAUAGAACAGACGGGAAACUAUUCAAUCUGAGGCGACUGCAUGCCAUCACCAAGGUGAAGGAAACUGUACUUCGAGACUUUCUCUUUGCCGAUGAUUGAUUGUGCCUGAAUGCUAGUACAGAGCCAGAAAUGCAAGCCAAUAUGGACAAGUUUUCAACUGCAUGCAACAACUUCGGUCUCACCAUUAACAUCAAGAAGACUGAGGUAUUGCACCAGCCAGCUCCCCACGCUCCGUACUCAGAACCGUCCAUCAUUGUAAAUGGACAGAGACUUCAGCCAGUGGACCGCUUCAUGUACCUGAGCAGUACCCUUUCCCGAGCAGUGUCAAUCGAUGAUGAAGUAAACUGCAGAAUUGCUAAAGCCAGCUCUGCAUUUGGCCAAUUGCGCUCCAGCAUUUGGGAACGUCGAGGGAUCAGCCUACCAACGAAGCUGAAGGUCUACCGAGCAGUGGUGCUUCCAACUCUGCUGUAUGCCUGCGAGACGUGGACUGUCUAUCGGAGUCAUGCACGAAGGCUCAACCACUUCCACAUUUCCUGUCUGCGAAAGCUUCUAAAAAUCAGAUGGCAGGACAAAGUGCCUGAUACUGAUGUCCUUACUAGAGCCAGUCUGCCGUCAGUUCACACAUUGCUGAUGAGAGCCCAGACCAGGUGGGCCGGACAUGGCGUGAGAAUGUCAGACGAAUUUAUUCCUAAACAGCUCUUCUACGGAGAACUCACUCAGGGUAAGCGCUCCCAUGGAGGACAAAAGAUGCGGUUCAAGAACACGCUGAAGACCUCUUUGAAGUCCUUGGAGAUCAACACCGCCACAUGGGAAACCUUCACACUGAACCGUCCAGCAUGGCGCAGCCUCAUUCACACAGGCAGUAAUACCUCUGAGGCGAGGCGUAUUGCUGAGGCUGAAAAAAAGCGUGAGCUGCGCAAGGCCAGAGCUGCUUGUACAUCAUGGACAGUGCCAUGACCUGUCUGCCCGACGUGUGACAGGACGUUCCACGCCCGAAUCGGACUGAUCAGUCAUCUUCGGACGUACAGAGCCCGGUCAUCGAAAGAAUGAGUUGUUGAGGUCUUCAUCGAUAACGAUGGACGAACAUCACUCACAUGCA
Molecule: messenger RNA, 2671 nt
Organism: Malaclemys terrapin pileata
Lineage: Eukaryota; Metazoa; Chordata; Testudines; Emydidae
Molecular function (GO): catalytic activity
Source: RefSeq, a predicted model, not a curated record